CCCAAUAGCUUCUUCUCCUAUUCCUCAAGCUAAGAAUGGACGAGUCCAUAGGCAAAUUCUGCAAAACCCUAGCCAUUUUCUGUAACAAUCUCCAAAACAGCUGCCACGCUCUCAAAGAGUCCCUUGAUCGUCGUCCCAUUCCUCUUGAUUCUGCAUCGACGACCUUUGUGCAAAGCUUGAACCAGAGAGUAUCGUCACUGAGCGGUGACCUCAACGUGCUGGAGUCCAUGUCUUGUGAAACGGUGUCGUUUGAGGAGCUACUCGGCCAUUGCAAUGAAGUAUUCAAAAUGAACCAAACUCAUCUUCUUUCCCUCCAGGACCGUCUCCAUAAUCUUGGCUAUAUUUCUUCUAUCGAUCUUAUUGAUGAAGACAUUGAAGGAGAAGAAGAAGAUGCAAAAGUUUGGGAAGAUUUAUCACCUGACUGCAGCUUAGACUUGAAGAAAAUUGAAGAUGAUCCUUUGCUGGAUGAUUCUCUGAAUUUGCAGAACCUUGGUCUUUCUGAUGUUUGCCUAGCUACCAUAGCAUCUGAAGCUAACACUACAUAUGAGAAAGAGGGAUUAUAUCUAGCAAUUGAGAAGAAGCAGGACAGUAGUGAUGGGAAAAUGAAUGAUGAAUUAAAGUCAUCUGAAGAUAUUCAGUCGUUGAUAACUGUGUCAGAAAAUGACUAUGAAAACCUCCCCAAACAUUUGAAGAGUUUAGCUUCAUGGCAGGAUUUAGUUGUUGCUGUUGAGAAGAUGAACUCAUUCCUCCGCACGAAAAAGACUAGGCCAUACUCCUUCCAACAAGAUGAAAUUGCGGUAUUAGAUUUAGGGCAUAAAGCUAGAUCUUAUCUGCUGUUGCUCAUAAAUAUGAGUCGAGUAAUAGUAGAGACAAGUGAUGGCUUGAUUUGUUAUAGAAUCUUAUAGUGUGCAAUGAGUGCAGAGAUGAAACCCAUUGAUGUUAACAAGUUAGGAAUAUUCAGCUGAAGUGUGUGCUUUUAAUGAUUUGAUAUUCUUGAUCAGAAAAAAGGGCAUAACAAUAUUUAAUGCCCAUUUAGUAUGGUAUUAAAGGCUCAUUUAUUUGCA
Nicotiana tabacum (common tobacco) is the source of this 1064-nucleotide messenger RNA. RefSeq lists its product as uncharacterized. NCBI's taxonomy places the organism in Eukaryota, Viridiplantae, Streptophyta, Magnoliopsida, Solanales, Solanaceae. The record is from RefSeq and is a predicted model, not a curated record. Gene Ontology annotation, biological process: chromosome segregation; mitotic cell cycle. Gene Ontology annotation, cellular component: spindle microtubule; kinetochore; outer kinetochore.